Arabis nemorensis is the source of this 1596-nucleotide messenger RNA. NCBI's taxonomy places the organism in Eukaryota, Viridiplantae, Streptophyta, Magnoliopsida, Brassicales, Brassicaceae. The record is from the annotation of a GenBank genome assembly.
AUGUCAUUACCCCCGUUCAACUGCCGCAUUCUCGCGGCGGCGUUGGCCCUCUAUCUCAUCGGUCUGUUCUGCGUUGGUGCCGGCGGCGAUGCCAAAAUUCCUGGCUGCUCCAAUGCAUUUCAAAUGGUCAAGGUUGAGAAUUGGGUUGAUGGAGAAAACGGUGAAGCUUUUACUGGCAUGACUGCUCAGUUUGGUGCAAUUCUUCCUUCUGAUAAAGACAAAGCUGUUAAACUGCCGGUUGUUCUUACCACUCCUUUGAACAGUUGUUCCAAUUUAACCUCAAAGCUAUCUGGUUCUAUUGCGUUAUCUGUACGUGGCGAAUGUACUUUCACGGCUAAGGCUCAAGUUGCACAGUCAGGAGGAGCUGCAGCUUUGGUGUUAAUAAACGACAAAGAAGAGCUGGAUGAGAUGGUUUGUAAUGAGAAAGAUACCUCCUUAAAUGUUUCUAUACCUGUUUUGAUGAUUAAAACGUCAGCUGGAGAUGCCCUGAAGAAAUCCAUUAUGCAAAAUCAAAAAGUGGACAUUUUAUUGUAUGCUCCAAAAAGCCCAGUAGUGGAUUAUGCAGUGGCAUUCCUCUGGCUAAUGUCUGUUGGAACAGUGUUCAUUGCUGCUGUUUGGUCACAUGUCACCAGUCCUAAGAAGAACGAAGACCAGUACGAUGAAUUAUCACCAAAGAAAUCUUCAGAUGAUGCUUCCAAAGCUGACGCGGAAGAGGAAACUCUUGAUAUCAGUGCUAAGGGUGCUGUUAUCUUUGUCAUAUCAGCGUCAACAUUCCUCAUUCUGCUCUUCUUCUUCAUGUCAUCGUGGUUUAUCUUGAUUCUGACCAUAUUUUUCUGCAUUGGUGGUGUGCAGGGAAUGCAUACUAUCAUCACUACCCUCAUAACAAGGAGAUGCAAUAAAUGUAGCCGGAAGAAUGUGAAAGUCCCUCUGUUUGGGGAUGCCUCGAUUCUCUCACUCGUGGUUCUGUUAUUCUGCUUUGUGGUUGCUGUCGUAUGGUUUCUGAAGCGCAAAGCUUCGUAUGCAUGGGCCGGCCAAGAUAUUUUUGGUAUUUGCUUGAUGAUAAACGUCUUGCAAGUGGCUCGGCUACCUAAUAUCAGGGUUGCUACCAUUCUUCUAUGUUGUGCAUUUGUCUAUGACAUAUUUUGGGUAUUCAUAUCACCACUAUUCUUCAAGCAAAGUGUAAUGAUAGCGGUUGCUCGUGGGAGCAAAAACACUGGAGAAUCUAUUCCCAUGCUUUUGAGAAUUCCUCGGAUUUCUGAUCCAUGGGGUGGUUACAACAUGAUCGGUUUUGGAGACAUUCUUUUCCCAGGUCUUCUCAUAUGCUUUAUUUUCAGAUAUGACAAGGAAAAUAACAAGGGAUGCUCGAAAGCAUAUUUCCCAUGGUUGAUGUUUGGCUACGGACUUGGCCUUUUCUUAACAUACUUGGGAUUGUAUAUUAUGAACGGUCACGGUCAGCCUGCAUUGCUCUACCUCGUCCCUUGCACACUCGGAAUCACGGUCAUACUCGGAUUGGUGAGGAGAGAACUCAGAGAUUUGUGGAACUACGGGACUCAACAGCCUUCAGCUUCAGAUGUAAAUCCAACUCCAGAAGCAUAG